AUGAAGUUAUUCAAAAUGGCGGACGCACAUAGAGUUCGAGUUGAUCCAAUUGAAAGAAUACAAGAAGAAUAUCAAGCUUGGAAAAGAUAUCAUCCCAAAGAUUUUAUUGCAAAUCCUUCAAAGAAAGAAGAUGGAUCUACUGAUUGGCUCACGUGGAAGUGUGGAAUACCAGGCCCAGAAAAGUCACCAUGGGAAGGAGGUCUUUAUCCAAUGCAGAUGGAAUUCCCAACGGAUUAUCCAUACUCUCCUCCAAAAUGUAUCUUCACACCAGCUCUUCUACAUCCUAAUGUAUUUCCCUCUGGUACCGUAAGCUUGUCACUGAUCGAUAAGAAUAAAGGCUGGAAACCUCAAGUCACAAUGAAACAAGUGCUGUUAGGAAUUCAAUUACUGCUCAAAGAUCCAAACUUCCACGAACCAGCUCAGGCUGAAGCAUUUGUUAUACAUAGUCAAAGUAGUUUGGAUUAUGAAAACAAAGUCAAAGAACUUGCAAAACAGAUGGACCCAGCUAGAAGUAACAUCCUACAGAACCUGAUACCAAGUGCUUCUUGAACAAGAUCUUAUCCGUCACACAACAAUUAUAAAAUAAUGUAACACAAUCUUUAAAAAACAUGACAUAAGUGACAAAACAUUACCACAUGAAUGUAACACAAUCUCAUCAACUUGAUGUCAACAUGACAUGAGUGACAGUCACAUGAUACUACCACAACAGGUGUAACACAAUCUUUA
This is a messenger RNA of Actinia tenebrosa (Australian red waratah sea anemone), 726 nucleotides long. RefSeq names its product SUMO-conjugating enzyme UBC9-B. NCBI's taxonomy places the organism in Eukaryota, Metazoa, Cnidaria, Anthozoa, Actiniaria, Actiniidae. The record is from RefSeq and is a predicted model, not a curated record.